AUGAGCGAGUGGAUUGAUGAGGCAAUUGAAAAUAGACAUUUGAAAUUUCAUCAAUAUGAAGUAUUUAGUGAGGUUGAUGAAAUUGGGAGUGGUUCAUUUGGAACGGUUUAUAAAGCAUAUAAUACUAUCUAUGGGAAACCCAUGGUUUUGAAAUCGAUGAAAAAAGGCCUUGCUUCUGAACAAACACUUGAACAAAUUGUAAAUGAGCUUCAACUACAUCGACAAGUUGAAAUGCAUAAGAAUAUUAUAAGUUUCUAUGGCAUAACCAAAAAUGAUACAUAUAUGCUAGUCAUGGGGUAUGCAAAUAAUGGCACACUAUCUCAUUAUUUAUCAAAAAGUUUUAAUAAAAUGGAUUGGAAUUUAAAAUUAAAAUUUGCUAAACAAAUCUCAAGUGCUGUAUUGUGUCUUCAUAAUAAUAAAAUAAUUCAUAGAGAUUUGCAUGCAGACAAUAUUUUUAUUCAUAAUGAUGACAUAAAACUUGGUGAUUUUGGAUUAUCAAAGUCAAUUGUUGAUGGCACAAUAUCACUUCCCAAAGCAUUUGGCUCUGUAAAGUACUCUGAUCCUAGAUUUUUAAAAGAUUUUAAAAACUACAUACAAACAGAAGCAUCUGAUGUAUAUAGCAUAGGUGUCCUAAUGUGGCAGAUAUCUAGUGGAAGAACACCAUUUCAAAAUUUUUCAUCUAUUGGUUUAGAUCUUAUUUCACAAAUUAUUAAUGGAACUCGAGAAAAUAUAAUUCCAGGGACACCUGAACCUUAUAUUGACCUGUAUACAACAUGUUGGCAAGACAACCCUGAAAAACGUCCACAAAUGUCUCAAGUAGUAGAGUUUUUAGAAACAAUUGACAUUGGCAACACAAAACAAAAGGCUGAUAAUAUUACUUUAUCAGAGAGUAGUUUAAUGAAAAAUAUUGAAAAUUUAUCAUUGAAUGCUUCAAAUAAUUCCAAUUCAGGAACAAAUUAUUUAAAUGAUAUUAAUUUGGAAACAAAUUAUUCUUAUUUUCAAGUUACCAGUACAAUGGAAAAAGAUGUUUCAAAGAUUUCUCAAUUAAUUUUAUCAAUAAUGGGAAGAGAUAAAAAUCAAAUAUUAAUGUAUUGUUCUGGAGAUGGAAAAAAAUGGGAUGGUCCUUAUUCUUUUUUUGAUUUUAGUCUGUCAAGUAUUAGUUCAGCAGUCACAAUAACAAAUUUCAACAGGAAACUUUAUUUGGUCUCAAAUCAUGAUGAUCAAAUACAUAUAUAUAUCACUUCUACUGAUGAUAUAGAUUAUUGGAAACAUAUCAAAACAUCUUAUUGUAGCUCACUACCUGUCAGCUUUGAGAUAUUUAAUGAGAAACUUUACAUGGCUUAUAUAGGAAAUGAGGGUGAUAUCUUCUUGUCUUUUGAUGAAAAUGAGAAUAACUGGAACUCUAUCCAAAAAUUUGAGUGGAAUAUUGAUGGUGCUGCAAGCUUAGCAGCAUUUCGGGACAAACUUUAUUUAGCUUUUGUGAAAAAACAAAAACAAGGCAAACAUUAUAAAAUAUUUAUUUCUUACUCUAAAGAUUGCAUCAAUUGGAUUGAUCCUUUUGCAACUGACUUGGAUUUAUAUACACAUUUUUCUGUUGCAUUGAAAACAUUUAAGGAUAAACUUUAUAUGGUGCAUGUAGGAUCUUCAUAUGAAAUAAAUAUUUCUUAUACUGAUGAUGGAAACAAUUGGCAUAAACCAUACAUGACUAAUCCUCAAUAUAUUUCACAUUCCUCCUUCUUAUUAGAAAAUUUUGAUAAUGAACUUUAUUUAACAUAUUUUUAUGGAGAAUGGAAUAAUUGGAAGAUCUGUAUAAUUUCAUCUCAAGAUGGAAGGAAUUGGAAAAAUACUGUGAGUUAUGACCUUGGAUUUAUUCCCAAACCUUCAGUAAGCAUGUGUCAAUUUAUGAUUUUGAAAAAAAAAGAAGUCAACAUAAAUGAGAUUUUGGAUUCUACACCAAAAGACUUGCCUGCUGAUUCAAUUAGCAGUGAUUUGGAUAUAACCAAACAAGCACUUGGUGCUGUUGACAUUAUUGGAGAUAUUGUUAAACCUUUUGUUCCUUUGAUAGACAUAGUAACUGUUUUGGUGGAGGAGAUAAUUAAAGUUUAUGAAAAUGCCCAAUAUAAUAAAAAAAAUUGCAAUGCUUUCCUUGAUUGUGUGGAAGCUGCUCAAUCAUCAAUCAAAGCUUUACAACAAAAAAAAGAACAUAUAAUAGAUGAGAUAUAUUAUAAAAAUUUUAUGCAUUUUACUGAAGUUUUGAAAAAAGUAAAAGAUUUUAUUGAACUUCAUGGAUAUAGAAAAUUUAUUAAUGCAAAUAAUGUUAAAGAAAAUUUUGAAUCACUUGUCAAAGAAAUUGAUACUGUUAUGCAAGAUUUACAUUUCACACUAAUUAUAAAUAAAUCAUUACAUAAUACUGUUGAUCCUGUAGGAGAAGCAUUUAAACCUUUUGUUUCUUUGAUAGCCACAACAAAUACUGUGGCACGGCAAAUUCUUAAUAUAUUUCAAAAUGCAGAAUAUAACAAAAGAAUUUGUGGUGUGUUUUUAGAUCGUGUGGAUGCUAUUAUAAAUUGCAUUAAAUAUCUAGAACGUAGAAAAAAGGAAAAUAUACAUCUUUUUCAUGAUGAAAAUUAUUACAAGUAUUUUGUAUGUUUAGCCACUGUAUUAUCAAAAAUAAAAACAUUUCUUGAGGAUAUUACUCAUCUUUCUGGAUAUAAUAAAUAUAAUUCAACAAAAAAUUUUGAAGAAAUGUUUGGAAAUCUUACUCAAGAAAUUGAUACUGUUAUGAGAAAUUUAAAUUUUAAAAUGACUGUCUCUCCUGAAGAGCAAAAAUUAAUUGAUCAACAAAUUUUGGGAAUCAAUCAAUGGUGGAAUUGUUGUUGA
Molecule: messenger RNA, 2877 nt
Organism: Entrophospora candida
Lineage: Eukaryota; Fungi; Glomeromycota; Glomeromycetes; Entrophosporales; Entrophosporaceae
Source: the annotation of a GenBank genome assembly